GCCUAAACGUGAAAUCCCAUCGGCACGACGUUCCUCGGUGAAUCGUAGCUUCAUUGAUUGCAAUGUGGUGCGCCGGGAUGCCGGGCGUCGUUACGAGAGUCGCGUGAAGCUCGUUUGAGGAUACAGGAUUUCUGCUGCAGGAGCUACUCCGUAAGCAAUUCCGGGUUAAAUCUAACCGAAAAAGGAAUAUUCCAUGUGGAGUAGCUUCCGAAGUCGUCUACGUUGUUUCUUUCCGGUUCUCAUCAAUGUGGUAGGAUACCAGGGAGCGGCUACGAGCAUAUAGUGAUAACAGAGAGGGCGCUCGAGUAUAACCUAGAAAGUAGUGGGAACGUGAAAAGCGCGAUAGGGGAGUGCGUGAACUGCGCGCAAGGGAUGUUCAGGUCACCGAAUGAGCAUACGGACGCAAGUGUGAAGCUCUCGUGGUAGGAGAGGCUAUGACUAGGGGUGCACGAGGAUGGGAUAUGCUAGGGCACGAAUCGAGCGGGAGAAGAUACGCGUCGCCGUCCUGGUCGUCGUCGUGGUCGGGGUCGUCGCCACCGUCGUCGCGGUGCUACUCACGACGCCGUUUCUUACGACGCGCUAAAACAGACCCGUUUGCGUCUAGCCGACUAAAAGACUAGUGCGCGUUGUUACUCGUGUUUGUGAACGUAAUAUAACAUACGCAUGUACAGUCACGAUCUAGCAUAUAUAACGCGUGUGUGAUAUCUCUUUACAGAAACCCUUCGGCUUCCCUGAUCAUUUAUCGUGUGUAUCCGAACGUUCCAAACACCGGUCACCCUUCAAGCCAAGAAGUUCAGCCAGCAAUCAUCCAGUCAUCGUCAUCAAUUCAUCCAAUCCCGUGACUGUAGACGGCGCGAGACCGAGAAAAUGAGAUCGAUAAGGAACUCCGGCGGGUUUUGCGAAACGGGGACAGAAAUUGAUGCCGAGUAGCAGCGAGGGCGGGGCGAGGAAUGCUGGCGCGGUGGUGGGGAGUGCACUGGGCUUUGUGGUGGGGGUAAGAGGAACAGAGCAGAACCCACGGAGUCGAGAAGGUGCAGGCGAGGAAGCAACAAGGCACGCGAGUGAACCGGAAGAGACGUUGUGGGGUGAACGUAGUGGGGUGAAAGGAGGGAAGAAAGGGGAUCGGUUAAAGGGGGAUACAUUCAAUUGCGUAGUGGGGGGUUGAAAGGGUCAGAGGGAGCAUAGGUAUCGUAGAAGUGGAUGGUAACACCUAGCUAGGGUAAAAUCUUAUGGGUUUUGUGCGGAAAGAAGGUCAAAGAUCGAUCGUCUACCGGUGAACCUCGUGACUACGUCGCCGCCGUGCGUCGUCGUGAGUGCCAGUGAUAAAUCGGGAUCCAACGCCGACCGUCGCUUCGCACGUAUACCGGCCGGCCCCCCCUGGUGGACCAGCGCUAGUCCUGAUUGCUGGUUCCGCUUCCGAUGGCGUUGGGAUCAUCAUGAUUGCCAGGGGGUGCAUCCUGCCUCUGCCUCGUGUGUCGUCGUCGGAUGCUUGACGACGCUUAGGAACGUCAAGCGUCGUGAUCUAGGCGCUCGCGACGGCGACGAAGUAUUCAUUGAGUAUCAGUAGAGUAGGGACGCCUGUUAUCGGAUUGGACUAUGAGAAUUUUUUUUGUCUUUUUUUUUAUCGAGCUGACCGGGACUACUCGCGGUCUCGAUUUACACGUUCUAGUGUCUCACUUCCGGUAAGUGUUUGUGAGUGUGUGCGCGUGUGUAUCUAGUGCGUGUCAAUGAUAGUCGCGAGUGUCUCUUAUCAACCAUCACGAUGACCAUCGGGCUUUAAGCAUCUUUGUCAUUAAUAAUUCUCACGGUUGUACACUAAUUUGUGGAAAAUACCUUAUGGACUUUGACCUUCCAUCCAUGAUAGUCGUUCCACGUUAUAUUGAUAUUAUACGGAUAGCAAUUGAAGCAUACAGUGCAUCCAGGAUAACUCUACGUGAGAAUGGAAGCCAUGUUGAAACUAAUUUUAAACCUACAACAAGACCUCGCGCUGAACAGUAUAACGAACUGAGAUUUGCUCCAGGAAGACGAAGAGAAGUCGCGAAAAUUGUUAACGCGAUCGCAGGUGACUUGAAGAAAAGAAACAUGGCGUCGUGUAACUGAAGCGAAGAGUCCUGGCACUUUCGUAGAUCCACUCCCCAGGAGCUAGAGGACCUAGAGAAGAGGUGUUGCGAUAACAGGAAGACAGAGCGAAGAGGAAGUGAGAGAGUGUAGGAAGGAGUAAAGAAGAAAGGAACCUAACAUAGUCAAAGGAAAAUGUCUCGAGAUCCUUAUUCGAGCGGAAGUGGUGUGGUGGGACCAGGAGGUGGUACAAGAUCACCCAGAAGUAGUCGUCGCGUCGGUGAACUACCGACAGUCGAUCGGAGUCCAUCGAGAAGCUAUGCGAGCGGACGUGGAAGUCCUCUGGGACGUAAGCGUGGCACCAGGAGUGGAAACAAUUCCCCGGAACACCUCGGCUACGGUAGCUACCAUCAUCAUCAGCUGGGAAGUCCAUACUAUUCACGCGAGGAAGACCUGGCCAGUCCGGUGAUGCUCGAGGAGCGCGGUAGGAGUAUGUCUACAGGAGGUGGUGGACAUCACAGAUCCAGAAGUGCAUCCCGGCCAGCCAUGUCCUCGUCAGGAGGUAUGACGGCCAGGUACACGAGCCUGGACCGUGCAUCGGCUGGCAUCCUGGAUCAUGAUCGAGAAUUCGUACCCAUACGUGACUCCCGGGACCGUAGUCGCGAUCGCGGACUGUACCUCGAGGACGAGAUCUACGGAUCCAGCUCCAGGUCUGCAAGACAGAGUCCCAAUCCACACCUGAUGCGCGACGGCGGGGGCUACAUCGGCGAGCUUCAGCACCAGAACAACGAUCUCCAACGGGAGCUUGGUAACCUCAAAAAGGAACUCGAACUCACCAAUCAGAAGCUUGGCAGCUCGAUGCACAGUAUCAAGACCUUCUGGAGCCCCGAGCUCAAGAAGGAACGCGCCCUCAGGAAGGAAGAAAGCACCAAGUACAGUCUCAUCAACGAGCAGCUCAAGAUACUCAACUCUGAGAACCAGAAACAAAAUAUGAUGGUUCGACAACUGGAAGAGGAGCUCAGGCUGAGGAUGCGCGGACCCAGCGUCGAGAUGCAACAGCAAAUAGAAGUUCUUUAUAACGAGAACGAACAUCUCACGCGGGAAAUCGCCAUUUUGCGUGACACCAUAAAGGAGCUUGAACUGAGAAUAGAGACGCAAAAACAGACGCUCCAAGCUCGAGACGAGAGCAUCAAGAAGCUCCUCGAAAUGCUCCAGAACAAAGGAAUGGGUAAGGAGGAGGAAAGGAUCAUGUUCCAGCAGAUGCAGUCGACUAUCCAGAAGCAGGAGCUCAAAGCGACGAACGAGACGCUGAAGAGCCUCCAGACGCAGCUGGAGCUCGCGUACGCCUCGACGGCAUCCUCCGGGGCGCCGGUCGCCGGGGGAGGCGUCGGAGGUGUCGUCGGCGCCGGAAGUGCCAGCAGCGGUACGGUCCUCGGCGGAAGCGUGGCGGUACCGGGCGGCGUGCCCGGUAGCACCACCUUGACCGCCAUACUAGAGACGAAAGACGCGCGCAUACAAAAUCUGGAGAAGGAGGUGGGCCUCCUCGAGGCCGAACUCCAGAGGAUCCGGGAGUGCGGAGGAAAAUUGCGGGAGCAGCUACUGAAGGCUACGGCGGUGCCGAGUGGUGGCGCUACCGGCGUCGUAAGCUUCGGCCUCGGCGGAGGUGGCGCCCUCGUUCCAGCAGGUAUCGAUAAGAGCGGGCCCGUUUGUACAAUGUGGAGAGCACCAUCUGGUGGUGGCUUUGCCGUCGACGCGUUUGGCCAUCAGCAUUUCAAUGCCGCCGCCGUGGCCAUCGCCAGGGGACCAACCAGCGUCUCGAUGCUCGUGACGACGACCACGGCGACGACGACGACGUCGACGGGCUUCUCCCUAUCACUGCCGUACGGUCGUACGGGCGCACUAACCACUUCGUUAAUUGACGGUUCGACAGGUGCGCCGCCGCCGGGUUCCUGCCUUGCCGGUAUCUCGGCGGGGACCACCACCGGGGUCGCCAAUCCGUAUACCGACCGAUACACCGAUCAUCUUCAUCAUCUUCAUCAGCAGCACUAUCAGCACCAGCAGCAGCAGCAGCAGCAGCAUUACCAGCAACAACUGCAACAGCAACAACAGCUUCAUCAUCAAUUACAGCAUCAUCAUCAUCAUCAGUCAGUUAUCACUACCGGUAUCGGUACUAGCGCCAUUGCCACCACAACCACCACAACCACUGCCACCACUUAUCAUCAUCAUCAUCAUCAUCAUCAGUUACAACAACCCCAAGCUACCAUACUAUCGCAACAGCAACACUUCAAACAAAUAGAACCCGCGGCCGCUGCUGGCGCCCUAGCUCUGCAUGCGCACACCUUCAACAAGCACGAUCUCAACUUUAAACGCCAACUGGAUGAUCUACGAACCGAGGUGCAACGCCGGGACCAAGAGAUUCUCGCCAUGUCAGCCAAGAUGAAGACACUCGAGGAACAGCAUCAGGACUAUCAGAGACAUAUUGCUGUACUUAAAGAGUCUCUCUGUGCCAAGGAGGAACACUAUAAUAUGCUACAGGCUGACGUGGAUGAAAUGAGGCAAAGGCUCGAGGAGAAAAAUCGACUGAUCGAGAAGAAGACUCAAGCGCUCAUGCAGGCGCAACAGGAACGACAUCGUAUGAACACGGAACUUACCGAACUGAAGGAUCAUAUGGAUAUUAAGGAUCGCAAGAUAAACGUUCUGCAGCGUAAGAUUGAAAGCCUCGAGGCCCUGCUCAAGGAGAAGGAUAAUCAAGCAGACAUGGCACGGGCCCGUUUGACAGCUAUGCAAGCUCACCACUGCAGUAGCGAGGGCGCCUUGAGCAGUCUGGAGGAAGCAAUUGGUGACAAGGAAAAACAGAUGGCGCAGUUACGAGAGCAACGAGAUCGGGCCGAACAAGAGAAACAAGAGGAAAGAGAAUUGCACGAGAGAGAACUAGCAGAGUACAAGAUGAAGUUGCACGCUUUGGAAUCGGAGGUGGAAAAACUUGGCGCGCGAUUAGAACGUGCCCAAGCCGAAAAAGAUCGUCUGGAGUCAAAGCUAGAGAGUUCGCAGUCCGAAUUGGGAAAGAGUAAAGCUGAACUGGACAAGGCUGCGUCCGAAGUUGGCCGGAGUGGUGCUGACUGGGAAGCUGCCAAGCAACGACUCACCAGACUGGAACUGGAGAAUGAGCGUCUUCGUCAUGAUCUUGAAAGGUCACAGACCACUUUCGGUCGUAGCACUCUCAAUUCGUCCCAGGAAAUGGACAGGGUCCAAGAACGUGCUGAGAAGGCUUCUGCUGAACUGAGAAGGGCACAGGCUGAGCUCAGAGUUACACAGGCUGACAACGAGAGGGCACGAGCCGAAGCUACGGCCCUUCAAGAAAAGGUCGAGAAGAGUCAGGGUGAAGUAUAUCGGCUGAAGGCAAGGCUGGAAAAUGCUCAGGGUGAGCAGGAGAGUCUACGGGAUGAAUAUGAACGGGCCCAGGCGUCGGUUGCUCGGUUGCACUGUGAACGGGAUAAAGCCAUAAACGAGCUCGAGAAGGCCCAAGAGGAACUCGAACGUACCCAGGCGACCCUUGGCAAGGCUCAGCUGCAGCAGGACAAAGUUCAGAAUCUUCUGGAUAAGACCCAGAGCGAGGUGGACAAACUACAGGAGAAGCUGGACAAGUCCCAGGCUGAAAUCCGUAGGAUGCAAUUGGAACGCGAAAAACAGAAUUAUGAUUUCGAUAAUGUUCAAAGUCAACUGGAUAAGGCCUUGGGACAGGCGGCCAGGAUGCAGAAGGAACGUGAAACUAUUCAGUUGGAAGUAGAUCGUUUGCAGGAUAAAUAUGAGAAGGCACAGGUUAUCAUGCAACGACUUCAGAAGGAAAGAGAUAGUUUCCAAGAGGAAAUGGAGAAGCUUCAUGAGAGAAUAGAGUUCGGACAGAAUCAAAUGGCUAAGUUGCAACGCGAGAAAGAAAAUAUGGCUUCGGAAUUGGAACUUGUUAAGGAACGAUGGGAGAAGGUCCAUAAUGCCCAUCAAAAGCUUGCUCUUGAACGUGACGAUGCUCUUACGGAGAUCGAAAUCCUGAAGGACAAGUUAGAAAAGGCCCAGUACUCGAUGAACAAAGCGCACGAGGAACGCGACAAUGUGAAGAAGGAGUUCGAAAAGAUGUUAGAAAAAUAUGAUAGGGCUCAAAGCGAAGUGUACCGUCUCCAAAAUCGAAUCGAGGUAAUGGAAGCGGAUAAGGAUCGUCUGAAUUUGGAAGCAGAAAAGCAGCAAAUGUUAGCAUUGAAGGGUCGCGAGGAAGCACGUAAGGCCCAGGAGGAAUUAGCCAGGGUCCAAGAGAUGUAUGACAGAGCAGCCUUACAGUUGGGUCGUACGAAAGAGCAUGAGGAGAAAUCCAAAGAGGAACUGGACCGGUUGACAGUCGAUUUGGAGAUGGUGCGUGAGCGUUACGAGAAGACGCAGAUCGAGCUGCGCCGUUUACAAAACGAACGUGAGAAGUUAAUAGCUGAUAACGAGAGAGUGAGUUUUGAGUUAGAGCGUGCGCACUCUCAGCUAAACAAGGCCCAAGCAGCGACGGAGAAGACGCAGGAGGAAUUGGCCAGGAUGCAGCUGGAGUUAGAGAAGAUGUACGAGAAACACGACAGACAGCAGGCCGAGGUGAGGAAGGCCCAGGCAGAGGCUGAGAGGCUCAGGGUGGAAGCUGAGAGUUCCAGGGAGGAGUGCGAGAGGUAUGCCGCCAGGUUCGGAAAAUAUCAGGAGAGCCAGGAACGUCAGAAGGAGGAGCAUGAGAGGGCGAAGAUGGAGGUGGAGAGGUUGCGUGACCGACUGGACAAGGCUUUGGCUGAGCUGGACCGCGCUAGGAAGGCUGAGCAAGACGCGUCGAGGCUCCGGGCCGACCUGGAGCGUGCCGAGGGUGUACGAGGUAAAUACCAGUUCGAGCAGGAAAAAUGGCAAAGCGAGGGUAGUAGGCUCCAGCAGGAGGUGGAGAAGCUCAGGGAGCGGCUAGAGAUUCGUGAGACUGAACUCAAGAGGAUUCAGUCUAACGAAGAGCAGCUGGAGGCGAAGCUUCACGAAUCGCAGCUGCAGCUGGAGAGAGCACGCGAGGAAGUGGCAAAGGCCACAGCUGUGCAGGAAAAGAACAGGGCGGAGAUUGAACGAGCAAGAAUUGAGACCGAGAAGAUACGUGACCGGCACGACAAACUUAAAGCCAGAUCUGAGGUUUUAGAAGCAGAUAACGAGAAGCUUAGAGUAGAAAUUGCACGACUGGAAAGGCUCAUGCAGACUGAAGGUAAAACGAGGUCAGAAAGUGCCAGCAUUGAAGUGGAGAGACUUCGUGCCAGUCUGGACAAAGCGAUAAUUGCUAGAGAUCAGGUGGAGCUGGAAGCUGGUAGAUUAGCUAAGGAGUUGGAGAAGUCACAGAUUCUAAUAACUAAACAGCAGGAGAAUCAUGAAGCGGGUAAACGAGAAUUAGACAAGAUGGCGGCUGAGCUUGCAAGACUUCACGAGGAACGAGACGCAUUGAGACAGGAAAUAAGAAGAGGGCAGAGCAACGAGGACGUCGCCAGAAUUCAGCACGAUCUUCAACUGGCACAGCGUGACCGUGACAAGAUGGCCGCCAUUUUGGAGAACCGGGAAAAGCAUUCAGAGAAGAUAGAGAAGCUGAAGGAGAAGUUAGAAGCUGAAGCUAAGCAGUUGCAAGUUGAACGUGAUCAGGUUGUUAUACAAUUGGAAAAAUCUCAGGACAUGUUGAUGAACUUCCAGCAGGAAUUGAAUGCUAGUGAAACCGAGCUCGAGAAACAACGAGAGGAAGUCCGUCGACUUCAGCAGUUGCAGCAGCAGCGUGCGCAUGCACAAACGCCAGACAGAGCAGCGAAGGAAGCGCUGGAUGCGCAGAUGCGAGAAGUACAUCGUCUCGCGCAGCAAGUGCAGACACUGACGCAGGCGCAAACAAAGGAACGUCAAAGGGCAGAACAAGCUGAGAAACGUGUCCAGGAGUUGCAGAAACAGCUUGCAGCUGCGCCGUCGGCCGGACAGACAGAUGCGCAAUUGGAGCAAUGGCGGAAGCUUGUCGAAACGGAGAAACAGCGUGCGGACACCGCGGAGAGAUCUGCCGCUAAUUUGCAGAUGCGCAUCCAAACGACGGAGAGACAACUUCAUGCACAGCAGCAGCAGAUUCAGCAGAUGCAGACGCAACUGCAACAACAGUCUCAGCAGCAACAGGGUCAACAACAGAACGGACAGGAAGCUGCCAGGCUACGAAAGGAACUUCAGGCAGCUCGUGAUGAAGUCAAGCAGGCGGCUGUCGAACGGGAACGCUUCCAGGCGCAGCUUGAGAUGCUGUGUCAGGAACUUGAGAAAAAUCAGGUGGAUCUCCACGAGGCGAACAAGAAACUCCAAGCUGGCGCUACGAAAGCCGGCGCGGACGCUAGUCAGGAUCGUAAACAGAUUGAAGACCAGAGGAAGCAGGUAGAGGAGAGAGCAAGGGCCGUCGAGCAGAAGAGUAAGAGCGUAGAAGAGAAGGAGAGGGCGCUCCAGAAUCUUGACCAGGAACUCAAAAAGCGUAAGGCAAAGAUGGAUCAACUGGAACAGCAACUUCAGCGGAGCGGUGGGUCGCCGGACAAACGGCUUGCGGAGAUGCAAAAGGCCUUGGAGAAGGCAGAGAAGGACUUGGAAAAAGCAAAGGAGGACUCGGGAAGAAGUGCUGCCGAAACGGAGAGGCUACUUCAUCUAGUGCAAAUGUCACAGGAGGAGCAAAACACCAAAGAGAAACAAAUCAGAGAACUCCAAGAUGCACUAAAAGCCGCACAAGCCAAGUUGAAACAGGCCGCAACUGCACAACAACAAGAGGUGCACGACACGAGGGAAACGGAAGUCAGGGAUACGUCGAGGGACACCCAGGAGUCUUUACUCAUGGAGAUGGAAGCCAAGGACCGUAGAAUUCUUGAACUCGAGCGGGAGAAAGGCGACCUGGAGAACUUCCUUAAGGAUCAUUCUGAUACGGACAGCAUACUGGAGCUAAAAACUGAACUGGAUAGGAGAAACAACCGUGUCGAGGAACUUGAGGAUAUCAUAGCCGAGUUCGAGGACUUCCUAAAGCACAAUCCUGAUGUGAAAGAUUUGCGAGAGCUUAAAGGGGAACUAGAUGACAAGGAGCGGGUCAUUAUUGAACUUGAAGCUUGGAUACAGAAGAAUGAAGACAGAGACUUUAGGAUGAACAAGGCUAGAAUCAUAGAACUUGAACAGAUGGUUAUACACCUGGAGGAAUAUGUGAAGGAGCAUAAUGUUGAUGUACUCAAACAGAAGCUUCAGGAUCGCGAGGACAGGCUGGAACAGCUUCAGAGACGAGUAAGUUCACUGGAAAAGGAUCUUCUUAGGCAGGAAGAGAAGGUGAAGCAUCCUGAUGGAAAACAGGAUGAAGAAGGAAAUAACCUGGAGGAGCAAUGUCAAAAUGAUGACUCCGAAGGAACCUUGAGCUCUUCUAAGCAGGAAAUUCAGGAGCGUGACAAGAAAAUGCAGGAAAUGGAGCACGCCAUGUCUGAAAAGGACAACAGGAUACGGGAAUAUGAGCAGGAGGUCUUGGAAUGGCAAGAAAAACUCUCCAAAGUUCGAGAGAAGAUGACUCACCUAGAAGAGGAACUUGCCGAAUACGAGGAUCAAGAUAUUGGUGUUCUGAAGGAAGAGAUACGUGUCAGGGAUGAAAGGGUGCUUCAGCUUGAGGAUGAGAUUGAUUCUCUGGAGAGAGCUUUUGGUGAGCAAAUGGGUCUGGAGCAGAUUGAGGAACUUGUGAACGUUGUCAAGGACAAAGAGGAGCGUGAGAGGGAAUUGGAGGUGACGCUUCGUGAAAAAAAUGAAAGAAUUGAGGAACUUACUGCUGCACUACGUGAAAGCGUUGUCAUAGCUGGGGAGGGAGAACGUAGACUGAAGCUGGAAGAGAAUCUCAAGAACAAUGCUCUUGACAAAGUUGCGAAGCUAGAGCAGAGGGUAGCCUCUUUGCAAACUGCAUCAGCCCUAAAGUGUUCUACGUGUCGACCUCUAUUGGCAAGACUGCAAAAAUCUGAGAAAAAGUUACAACGGCUUAUCGAGGAAAGAAUUAGUCAUCUUGAGGAUCUACAUCAGAUGAAGCAUGAAGCCUUGGAAGCUGCUGUAUCUGAAAAAGAUGCCCACCUAGCGUUGCUAGAAUUGUCUGGCAUAAAAACUUCUGUACAAGCCGAACAAGCUGAGAGGCUCAGGAUCGACAGAAGAAGGUUACUAGACAGACUUAAAGAGGAGGAUGAGAAAAACAUUGAGUUGACAACAGAAUCAAACCCAUCAAGCCCAGAGACUGUACCGUCUCUUGCAAGAAUCCUUCAACCGAUAGAUGAUGAAGAUUUUGAAGUUAAGGAAGUUGCACACAAUACAGAGUCAGACAAGACAGUAACAACCAAUGGAAACACAAGUGACCAUGGUGAGGCACCAGAGAAGAGGACGCUGUCUGCACUACGCUCGGCAAACCACGACCAAUAACAGCAAAGCAGAUAAGUACCCGAGACCAGUACGGUAUUACAGUAAAGCGUUCGUUUCCUCGAUGUUGUCAUGUGCACCACAGUCAUAGAUGAGCAUCCAGAGCAUAACCUAGAACGUAGAAAAAACAGUAAAUCCAGAUCGUCUUUCAUUCCGCGACAUCAAGCAUCUGCCCAAUCAUCAUAUCUCUUCACAACUUCACUCUUCACAAUUUGUUAUCAGCCACCACUAGCAUCACCACCACUACCACCACCAUCAUCAUCAUCAUCGUCAUCAUCAUCAUCAUUAUUGUUAUUAUUAUUAUCAUCAUAAUAAUUACCAAACGACUAUACAAAAAAAAAAAAAAUAUCACUAUCACCUCAAUCAUAGCUAUCGUGAAAUCGCACGAUCCCGCGACCACCGGGAGAGAGAGCAGUACGCGCAUGCGCGUAAGCAUCAUUGGUAUACGCACAUGCGCAGAAUGAGAACGACGCGCGCAGAAUAAACAAAAUCAUAGGGGAAUACCCUAAUUCGGGAGAAAUUGUACAUACUCUACGAAACAUGUAUCGUAAUAAUUGGUUUUUGAGAACUUUAAACGGGUAAAGAAGUUCCAGGCACGAUUUCGGCUUCAGUAUAAAAACGCUUGUGUUUUGCAGUGAAUUGCACAACAGCCGGAUAAUAAUAUUUACCGAAAAAGAUGCAAAGUACAGUUUGAAAUAUAAAAAUGACGUUCGCGAAUUGUAUACGACGCGAAGGAAGGUAAGCAGAUUCGCAAUGGAAUGUAAAUAGCACAUGCCGGAAAUAGCUGCUGAUCAAUGUAAUCUGUAAUAACUAAUAGGCACGAUUGAACCGCAGUCGGAUUAUUCUCGUGAUUAAUAAUUUAGCCCAAAUAUAAUACAGUAAUUACGUGUCAAGGAGAACCAAAAGAAAAAUGAAAGCAAAACGAAAAAAGUCAUAAUUACCAAAGAGACUAAUUAGUGGACGAGAUCGUUUCCUCGACGUCGAUACUAGGCACCAAAGAUAUCAUCCACUGUAUGUAUGUAUUCACUGUUUUCUUUGUCGAUGUCAUUGUCGUUACUAAAUUGCAUUGUUGUGAUACUUUUGAAAAUGCGUUUUAUGCAAUUUUUAUUUUCAAAAGUACAAAAACGACGUCGAACGAACGAAUCUCUUGUCCCAUCGAAAUCUAUCAGCGAAUUACUCCAUAGAAAUGUCCUAUCUAAAUCAGCUGCAAUCAGCGUGAUGCCAAUCAAAGUCGAUCGCUUAUAUUAAUCAUCCACCGUCACUUUACAAAAAUAGCUUCGUCUCUUACUAAUUAGAAUAAACCAAUCACCGAUCGAUUACACGAAACAUUACGGUAUUUUUUUCCGAUUAUUCGCGUUAAGUCCGUCAGUUUCUUCAUACCUGUCCUUAGGCGAUUAAUAAUGACUAACCUAUUGGGAGUAAAUGUCUGUAGGGAUAAUAAUGCGAUAAAAAGAAACGUUAACUUAACAGUAUAAACAGUGAGCGAAGUAUGGGAGAGCAGAGAGACAAGUAGAAAAACGAGAUGUGAAACGACGUAGAAACGUAUUUUUUUGGAUUUCUCAUCACGGGUCCAAAAGGUUGUCAGUGUAUUUAUUAGCUCGUUAAUCCUAAAACCAAAGAAACCAAAGAUAAAAUAAUACAAAAAAAAAUGCAAGGAAAAUAUAUGAAAUUUACAAAUUGUAAGCAAUACUCUCUGGUACGUAACAGCGCAUUGAUGCAAUUGUAAUUGAACAAAAAAAAAAUUGUCCAAGGCUUGUGCGUGUUAAAAAAAUAAGAAAAAAAAAACGAAAAAGUAUAAGGAAACACGCGAGAAAGGAAUUCCAAAAGUGUAGAUGAAGAGUGAUAUAGAAAAAUAAUACAAAAAUAUGAUACGUAUUGAUAUGUAUUAGCCUGAGAUAUAUGAUACGACGGAAUUUAACGUGAAAUUUGUAAAAUGGCAUUAAUGUUAUAGACUGCUCUAUUAAGAUUACAAAGAGGAAAAGAAGGCGGUAGUGAAGAUAUUGAUAUCAUUUUGCGCGUGGACUUUUUACUUUUUCUUGCUUACGUCAUUGUUCUACUCACCUCAUUUUUUAAUUAACGAUGACAAUAAAACAACCGUUAGCGCGAAUUCGCGAGCAGGGAUUCACGGCGUCGUAACGAGAAUUAGACGAUCAAUGAGAAUCGUGACGUAAUUGCGUCUGGGUUCGCGAAAAAAUUUAGCAUCGUGCAAAACAAUGGAGGAGUAAACGAAAAAUCAAAGGAUAAUAGGGCCCGGGAGGUUGUAAGAUAAGAUGUUAUUAUCACGCAUAUUUAACCUUACUUUAAACGCGUAAUGAUUUUCUUCGUUACACUUUAAUCAUUUGUCUCCAUUGUGUUCAUGUAAAUAACGUUACUGACGAUAACGAUUAUUUUUUUAUUAAUAACGUACAUCUUAUACCACAAACUUUGAGAAGCUUCGUUAAUUUGAAGCCGGGCCGUACGAGGUGAACGUUAGUUCCUAUCCGGUGGCGCUAGUGGUACUCACAGUUUUCGCAAGCGUCCGCCAGAUGUCUAUGGAAGCGAAUGAGAUUAAAUCGUGUUAGUCAAUCGUGUAAUAACGGGAGGAAAAGAAAAUUAUAACGAAUGACGUAACUCGUCGGAUCCGCGCAUAAUGGAAAUAUACAAAAUGACGCGUAAAUUUGAUUCAUCGUCGCUGUGCCGUCUGCGUAUAUUAUAUUAUUAAAAAAAUUAAAGAUAAACGGCACCGCGACCAAAACUCGCGACUUAGGUUAAUUAUAGUUAGCGUUUUAGCCACCACACAUCAUAUCAAGCCUAUAUUAUCGUGUUACGUUAUAGCUAAGCAGAAUGUGAAUUAUCGUCGUUGAAGUGAAUUUAUUGUUAAUCAGAGGUGACUGUUUCUUCGUCGAGAGCACGUGUUCCCUGCAUCUUUUUGACGAUGCUCUGUAGCCCGUUAGUAAGAUGAAAAGGAGGUGGAAAAAAAAAGUAACAUUUAAAAUUACGUCUGUGUGUGUAAGAGUGUUACGUUACGUUUGUAAAUCGGCGAAUGGAACCAAAGAUAGAAAAAAAAAACAAAUAUGCCGAAUUAUAAGAGGCUUCAGGCUACGUGCGGUAUCGUAAAGAGUACAGACUAGUACGUAUAUAUAUCUAUGAAAAAAAAAGUAGUAUGGAAACGAAUUUCUUGUUGACACAUAUAGAUGAAUGACUACUUGUAAUUAUCAUAUUCUAGCUGAUUCCAAGUUGUAAGGUGCACCCGUGUUAUAGAAAAGAGAAAAGAGGUUAUGGCUCGCGUUGACGUUGACAUUUUUCCUAACGUACCUAAAACUAUAAUUAAAUAUAUAUAUAUAUAUAUAUAUAUAUAUACACACAUAUUAUAUAUUUACGAUACUGCAAUUUCUUUGAGGUACAAUUAUCCUUCUUUCUAUAGUCCUAUAUGUAUAUAUUUCUUUUAUAUAAGUUAUCUCUUCUUUCGUCUCAUUCGUCGCCGCGACGCGAGCGCUGUGUUAAUUACAAUGUAAUUCUAAUGGACGCGCGAGCACGCUGAGAGACUGUCUUCAUUAUUUUUUGACUUGACUGUUUAGCGUUUACGAUGCGAUGUUUUUUAUGUGAAUAUUUAAAAUGGCAAUCGCGCACAGCUUCACCUGUUAGAUCCUCGGUACUUGUCGACAAUACAGACCCAAGCUGCUAAAUGAGUUCGCGUCUCUUCCAAAUCCUCUUGAAAAGGAAGAAUUUUAAAUUUCCCGCUCUUACUCAACGGUCGUCGUAACGGCACAAUACAGUAGCGACAUCUUGCGGUUAACCACGAAGGUACUCAUGUCUGAUAAACGGUACCGAGUAUUUUAUUGGCUGUUGCGAUCGCUUGAAAAACGUGGCUCCGCUCUUAACUCCACCCUUAACCCCUUCCCACAAUUAAACCAUUGGAACAUAAUCGAAUUCCUAACCUAUAAACUCAUUACGAACAUCUCCUUUCACUCUUUUUCGAUAUUUGCACAUGUCACGGCCACUCCAUACCCCACACUUUUUUAUUCUGCAUUUCUACGUGUUAUCGCUAAAUAUGCCAUAAGUAUUCAAAGGUACGUACAUUUAACAUUUACCGUAAAACGGAAAGAUUCGACGAGUUUAAGAAGAUAUAUUAAAAAAGAAAAAAAUAAUUACGCAAUACGACUUUGACUCGCGUGUAUAUAUACCUAAAAAAGUAUUCGCCUAUUUCUACGAUAUUUGAAGUUAGCGCCCACGGUCACGUGACCACGAAGAGAGGAAGGCCGAUGAUGAAAACUCUACGAGAUGGAGUCAGAUAUUAGAAAGCAAAGACAUAAUGGAAAGAGUGCUCUAGAAGUAAGCCAGUUACGAAGUAAACUAAAGACAAAAAUUUAAGGUACGUUUAAAAAAAAAUGAAUGAACGGUACCAAAAAUCGAUUGCGUGUAGCGUAAGACGGAGGAAAGCGUUUAUAAGGAAGUAAACAUUGUUGCAACUGCCAUGCUGUGUGCCAUUAUAUUAAACGAGCGACGUUUAUCCUAAAAAUUGAAACAAAAAUAUAAAAAUUGAAAAAAAAAAGCGUGAGCGAGGGGAAUGUAAUACAAGGCGAGGAGUAAAUUAAUCGCGUACGUAAUAACGCAAUGCGAAAACUGAUAGAGGGAGUGAUAAACCAAAUUGAGCCACGAUGGGAUUUAAUCGUUGAGAAACAACGUUUAUCUUACUUUUCGUCUGUCCGAAACUUCUAAUAGAAUACUGUUAAGCCAGCGAGGAGUGUACCUCGCCGACGCGCGCACGCGCAUGCGCAUUCAGCUGUUUGUUCGCGGCCAUAUUUAAUGCCUAUUCGCAUCCUGUCGAUUAUAUCAUAUCCACAUAGGAACGUUGAGUCGCGUGCGCACGUCGCGAUGUCAAUUUGUUGAAGGACGAAGAUCAUGUGUAUAUCUUAUUAAUACCUAGUUAUCAUGUAAGUGAUACGAGUGCGUCUCAUUCCUCGUUAAAAUAUGUAUAUACGUACAUGUCGCGCACGCGCAGUCGUGCACCCAAUUAUGUAUAUUGGAGCCACUGGUGAGAAUCUGCGAUUUUAUAUAGUUCCGAAAGUGGCCACGCGAGGGCAGCCCAAGCCGAAAUGUUUGAAAACUCGCUACGGUCGGAUUAUUCACUUUGUCUUCGCUGUGACUGGAUUACUGAUGUCACGACAUAUUCUUCUUACAAUUUUUUUCCCCGUGUCAUUUAUUAUGCCAAUUCCUGGCGACUUUUUUUCUUUUUUCAAAUUUAUUUCGGUCGUAGUAUAGAUUUCUUAUUGCAUGCAAGCUUCGGCGAACUUUCGGGACCGUAUCCUGUCUGCGAAUUGAGAGACUCUUUCCGUAGAAAUAUAGUCCAAAUUAGUUGAACAGUCCGACGGUGUGAAGUAUUUAAACGAAACACAAAAAAAAAAGAAAAUAAACGAUUAAUUAAAUUAAUAAAUUGAUCCAUCAUAGUUUCAAGCACAAUAAGGACUAGUAGGGCCAGGCACAAUAAAAUUCGGCCGACACGUUGUAGGAUGCGAUUCUGUUAGUGCGACAAGUCAUAUAAGUACCUAUAUAGCGAGGAUAAUGAAUAAACAUAUAUUGUCUAUUGUCAAAAAAAAAAAAAAGAAAGAAAAACGGUCUAUUCAUUGUUCGCUUAAUAAAACCCGCUAUUUAUCCCGAGA
This is a messenger RNA of Cephus cinctus (wheat stem sawfly), 16163 nucleotides long. It is a transcript of the gene brp, whose product is annotated as trichohyalin. Gene Ontology annotation, biological process: maintenance of presynaptic active zone structure; neuromuscular synaptic transmission; regulation of synaptic plasticity. Gene Ontology annotation, molecular function: structural constituent of presynaptic active zone. Lineage: Eukaryota; Metazoa; Arthropoda; Insecta; Hymenoptera; Cephidae. The record is from RefSeq and is a predicted model, not a curated record. The coding region runs from base 2254 to 10527 and encodes 2757 amino acids. Gene Ontology annotation, cellular component: cytoskeleton of presynaptic active zone. The transcript is spliced from 22 exons.